This is a messenger RNA of Symbiodinium necroappetens, 268 nucleotides long. The record is from the annotation of a GenBank genome assembly. Lineage: Eukaryota; Dinophyceae; Suessiales; Symbiodiniaceae.
GUAUCCCGAUGAGAAUCUUCUUCUGGCCGAUCAUGGCAUCGCCAACCACAGGCCAAGGAUAAUCAUCGUCGAUGUCGGCGCCCACACCGGCGAGUUCUCCCAGCAGGUUGUUGAGGUUUUCCGCAGCUUCGGCAUUCGCCGGCAUGAUGGACGUGCAAAUCCCGGCGGAGUGGGGCAGGCCUCUGUGCUCGCCAUCGAGCCCAGUCCGACGGCCUACUCUCAGCUGAUCCAGAACGCGCGCGAGCAAGGCCUUAAUAUUAUCAUUUAA